Molecule: messenger RNA, 1904 nt
Organism: Populus euphratica (Euphrates poplar)
Lineage: Eukaryota; Viridiplantae; Streptophyta; Magnoliopsida; Malpighiales; Salicaceae
Product: protochlorophyllide-dependent translocon component 52, chloroplastic-like
Exons: 7
Coding region: 75-1664 (529 amino acids)
Cellular component (GO): cytoplasm
Molecular function (GO): chlorophyllide a oxygenase activity; 2 iron, 2 sulfur cluster binding
Source: RefSeq, a predicted model, not a curated record
AUGACUAAUGAUAUAUUAUUAGUUACUCCCUGAGUUCAUUUUACUCUCUAGCUUGAUCAGUAAAACAAGCAGCAAUGGAAGGUUUAAGAACUUCCUCUGUUUCAUCGAUUCACAUCCCAACUUCAAUAAGCAAAACCCAAUUCAACAAACCCAAGUUCUUGAAUUUUCAGUUUAAUCCAGUACCCACUGCAACUUUCUCAAGAAAAACACCAUCACAAUCCAAGCUUUUCACAACCAUAUCAUCAUCUCCAUACUUUGUUUCAACACCUGAGCCAGAACUUGAAGCUGACUCUCAAGCAGAGAAGUUUGAUUGGUACGCACACUGGUAUCCCGUAAUGCCAGUUUGUGAUUUGGACAAGAGGGCACCCCAUGCAAAAAAGGUGAUGGGACUUGAUAUUGUUGUGUGGUGGGACAACAAUGAGAGUUCAUGGAGAGUAUUCAACGAUGCUUGUCCUCAUAGGUUGGCCCCGUUGUCUGAAGGAAGGAUCGAUCGAUGGGGAAGGUUACAGUGUGUGUACCAUGGUUGGUGUUUUAAUGGCUCUGGUCACUGCAACUUCAUUCCUCAAGCACCACCUGAUGGUCCUCCGGUCUCCACAUCUAAGAAAGCGUGUGUAGCAGUUUAUCCAAGCACAGUGCAUCAUGACAUCGUGUGGUUUUGGCCAAACACUGAUCCACAAUACAAAGAUAUCAUUUUGAAGAAGCAACCUCCCUUCAUCCCAGAAUUAGAUGAUCCAUCAUAUAUCAAGAUAACGGGUUCCAGAGAUUUACCUUAUGGAUACGAAGUCUUGAUCGAAAACCUGAUGGAUCCUGCUCAUGUUCCCUAUGCACAUUAUGGGAUUAUGAAAACACGACAACCAAAAGUGAAGGCAGAUAGAGAAGGGGGCGAACCAGUUGAAUUGAGUAUCAAGAAACUAGACAUAGAUGGUUUCAUUGGAAAUCAAGUCCAGUUUGGUAUUAAUAAAUUUAUAGCUCCCUGCAUCUCUUAUGCUGACAGAAGUCCUGUGGUUUCAUUGUUUAACGGUUUCUUCAUAAAAAAUUUAUCCGUGCAGAAACCUUCCAUGCAACGGAGAGAGGCCUUGAUUUUCUUUUGUGUUCCGGUCAGUCCAGGGAAUAGCAGAUUGAUUUGGGCCAUACCAAAAAACUACGGAGUUUGGAUUACCAAAGUUGUUCCACGAUUUAUUCUUCAUUCGGUAACCAACAUAGUUCUGGAUUCAGAUCUGUAUCUCCUUCAUCUGGAGGAGCGCAAGAUAAUGGAGAUUGGCUCUUCCAACUGGCAGAAGGCUUGUUUUGUGCCAGUAAAAUCAGAUGCUUUUGUGGUUGGUUUCAGAAAAUGGUUAAACAAGUAUGCUGGUGGUCAAGUUGAUUGGAGGGGCAACUACAGUGGAACUCUUCCCCCAGCUCCUCCUAGAGAACAGUUGUUGGACAGGUAUUGGUCGCAUGUAGUAAACUGUCCCAGUUGCAAUUCUGCAUACAAGGGUCUCAAUGCACUAGAGGUUAUUCUGCAAUUUGCUUCUCUAGCUUUCAUUGGGAUUGCUGGUGCAACCAAGCACAAUGUAUAUACAAUGGUAGCAAUGGCAGUAGUAUGCUUUGUAGGUUCAAAAUGGCUGGAUCAAUUCAUCUACAAGAACUUCCAUUACCAUGACUACGAUCAUGCUUUUCGCUGAGGUGUGUUGAAAAUAUGUCUUCACUGGUGAAUGCAUGAUCCUGCAAUAGAUGGCUGAAAUGGAAUUUCAAGUCAGCAGAAUUCUUCUGCUCUUAAGUGCUGCUGUAGAGUAUGUUGUGGAGGGUGAAAAAACUUGAGCACGGUGUAUCGUUUUCUUGUGAAGUUAUUUUCAAAUAUUAUCUAGAGACGUUUAUAUGAAAUUUGUAAUAUAUUAUUACUGACAGUCAAGUAUUUUCCUUUA